Homalodisca vitripennis (glassy-winged sharpshooter) is the source of this 348-nucleotide messenger RNA. RefSeq lists its product as uncharacterized. The transcript has a single exon. NCBI's taxonomy places the organism in Eukaryota, Metazoa, Arthropoda, Insecta, Hemiptera, Cicadellidae. The record is from RefSeq and is a predicted model, not a curated record. The coding region runs from base 1 to 348 and encodes 115 amino acids.
AUGGACGUGGCGCCUGAUUCCAGACAUCAGCGUCUGGCUCUCCCAGAAGCACGGGGAUACGGACUUUUCCUUACCCAGUUAUUGACGGGACACGGACAGUUUAAAACCUAUCUUUUUAAGAUGGAUCUGCACCGAACGUCGAUGUGCAAAUACUGCCCCGACAAAAUUGACGAUUCCGAACAUACGUUCUUCAAGUGUGUUUGGUGGAAGGACUACAGAAGCAGCACCGAAGAAAUCAUAGGCACUAGGCUCUCCCCGUCAAGCCUGGUGACCUAUAUGAUCGAAAAAGAGGAAAACUGGUCAGGUGUUGCAGCCUACGCACAGCACCUUUUGAAAGAAAAGACUUAG